UCUUAAAACAAUCACUAUACUCCAACUCAACCUAGCUAGUUUACAGGAAAUAACACUGUAGGUGCCCAAUUAUCUAUCAAUUUCUCGACUGAAAUCACACAAGCAAACAACAGUAGCCAGCCUAAACUACACACUGGUACUCCUUAAGUUGUUAUCAAUGCAAGCCAGUCAUACGUACAGACGUGCUCAUCUCUCUUUCUUCAUCUUCACAGCUCACUGCUCUCUCCUCUCCAACUCCAAUCAUCCUAGCUUGCAAGCUACGAGAGGAGGCUCUCACCUGUCCAGAUCUGGAUAGCAAAACUGGGAAGCAAUCAAUGGAGGAACUAGCCAAGUGCAGGGGCAUCCCAGCUUGGGCGGCGGCGUACACCAGCGAUCCGUCCUCAUCCUCAUGGGAGGAGCAGGCGUUCGCACGCGAUGCCGCGGCCGACCUGCUGGUGUGGCCGCCGCGCUCCUACUCCUGCACCUUCUGCCGCCGCGAGUUCCGCUCGGCCCAGGCGCUCGGCGGCCACAUGAAUGUGCACCGCCGAGACAGGGCACGUCUCCGUCAUGGUGACGAGGACAAAGCCCAACAAGAACAAGCUGAUGAACCGCAUCAGGACGACUACACUACCAGUACCAUGUACAAGCAGCUAAAACUUUUCCGUAACCCUAGUACCACCACUCCUUCCUAUCUAUCAACCAUCAGCAAGGAGCGGAAUAACAACAAGGUCGUCGUCUCCAUAGCGACGAGAGAUCAAGAAGCUACAGAUCACCAGUACGAUGACAGCCAGGAUUUGGAACUGUCGGGGAGGAGGAAGAGGAGGCGUGUAGAUCAGGCGCCGUGGGUGGCGGUUGCCUCGCCAUAUGAACAAGGAGCAUUCCUUGAUCAUUCAAAGGUAAAUAUAAAACCAAUCACAAACCGUAGUAGCUCCAGUCUUAAUCCCCAUGUGGAUCAAGGAGAAGUAGAUCUGUUCCUCAAGAAACAAGGACUGGUAGAUCUAGAGCUUAGACUUGGGUCUAAUCCAAAUGUUGCAUCACACACAACUUAAUUUCUCAAAUGCAAAAAAUGUUAUUGAUGAAUUAUUUUCCACUUGUGUGUUUGAUGCAACUUUGUUUCUAGCUCCUCAUUUAAUUUUCUUCCGUCUUUUUAUAAUUGCUUUGUUCAUUGUUUCUCUUCCAUCAUUUUUUCGUUGUUGGCCAAAGGCUCCCUUACAUGAUGAUGCAUAUAUUUCCUUCGUUUCAGCUGUUGAAAUGUAUAUGUGGUAGAGUUCUAUAAGAAAUUGUAUACAUGUACGUAAUUGUUUGUUGUGAAGCCCUGUAUCAUGUUGAAUCAGAAGUUUCACGUAAUUAGUUUACAGAUCAAUACUAGGUGUUGAAAUUGUAAGCAGUUAGUGAUGAGUUGCAGAAGUGAUUGCCAUUUUUCUUUGUAUUUACUUCAUAUCUUCAAGCUAAACAAAACCUCUAUUUUUUGGGUA
This is a messenger RNA of Hordeum vulgare subsp. vulgare (domesticated barley), 1454 nucleotides long. RefSeq names its product probable transcriptional regulator RABBIT EARS. The transcript has a single exon. The coding region runs from base 315 to 1028 and encodes 237 amino acids. The record is from RefSeq and is a predicted model, not a curated record. NCBI's taxonomy places the organism in Eukaryota, Viridiplantae, Streptophyta, Magnoliopsida, Poales, Poaceae.